This is a messenger RNA of Leptosomus discolor (cuckoo roller), 2293 nucleotides long. NCBI's taxonomy places the organism in Eukaryota, Metazoa, Chordata, Aves, Leptosomiformes, Leptosomidae. The record is from RefSeq and is a predicted model, not a curated record.
GACUCAUAGUUGGGGUGAUCUUGAGAUAUGGGACUCCUUCUACCAGCGGCCAUGACAAGCCGUUCAGUUGCUCGCAGGAGGACAGGCCGUUUACAACCCUGCUGGUCAACGUCAGCGGGAAGUUCUUUGAGUACACGCUGAAAGGGGAAAUCAGCCCUGGGAAGAUCCACAACGUGGAGCAGAAUGACAUGCUACGCAAGGUAACGUUUGACCCAGAAGUUUUUUUCAACAUUCUGUUGCCUCCUAUUAUUUUUCACGCUGGCUAUAGCCUGAAGAAAAGACAUUUUUUCAGGAAUUUGGGGUCCAUUUUGGCUUAUGCCUUUUUAGGAACAGCCGUCUCCUGUUUUAUCAUUGGGAAUCUCAUGUAUGGGGUUGUGAAACUAAUGAAGUUGGUGGGUCAGCUCUCUGAUAAAUUCUAUUAUACAGACUGCCUCCUCUUUGGAGCGAUAAUAUCUGCCACUGAUCCAGUUACCGUGCUAGCAAUAUUUAAUGAGCUGCAUGCUGAUGUCGAUCUCUAUGCCCUUCUGUUUGGGGAGAGCGUGUUGAAUGACGCUGUUGCCAUUGUAUUAUCUUCAUCUAUAGUUGCCUACCAGCCAACAGGUGAAAAUACCCAUGCUUUUGAUGCAGCAGCGUUUUUCAAGUCCGUUGGUGUUUUCCUGGGAAUAUUCAGUGGUUCUUUCAUGAUGGGAGCAGUGACGGGGGUUGUGACAGCUCUGGUGACAAAGUUUACCAAAUUGCACUGCUUCCCCCUGCUGGAAACGGCUCUCUUCUUCUUGAUGUCCUGGAGCACUUUCUUGCUUGCAGAAGCUUGUGGAUUUACUGGUGUGGUGGCUGUCCUCUUCUGUGGAAUAACCCAGGCGCAUUAUACGUACAAUAACUUGUCAGUUGAAUCAAGAAGUCGCACUAAACAGCUCUUUGAGGUAUUGCACUUCCUGGCUGAGAACUUCAUAUUUUCUUAUAUGGGUUUGGCACUGUUUACAUUCCAGAAACAUAUAUUCAGCCCAGUUUUCAUCAUUGGAGCUUUUAUUGCGAUCUUUCUGGGCAGAGCUGCACACAUCUACCCUCUCUCCUUCUUGUUGAAUCUGGGCAGAAGGCAUAAGAUCAGCUGGAACUUUCAGCACAUGAUGAUGUUUUCAGGUCUCAGGGGAGCAAUGGCAUUUGCUUUGGCUAUACGAGAUACUGCUACCUACUCACAUCAAAUGAUGUUCUCAACAACUCUCCUCAUCGUCUUUUUCACUGUGUGGAUUGUCGGCGGAGGUACAACUCCUAUGCUGUCAUGGCUGAACAUCAGAGUUGGUGACCAUGUUCCAUCGGUGGAAGAGAUGAGUGAAAGCCGCUGGCUGUAUUUCAGGGUUGGGGUUGACCCAGAUCAGGAUCCUCCACCUACUAAUGACAGCUUUCAAGUCUUACAAGGAGAUGGCCCAGAUUCUGAAAGACGGAACAGGACAAAGCAGGAAAGUGCUUGGCUUUUCAGGCUAUGGUAUAGCUUUGACCAUAAUUAUUUAAAGCCAAUUCUCACCCACAGUGGCCCUCCGUUAACCACAACUCUACCCAGCUGGUGUGGCCUGAUAGCCCGCUGUCUGACAAGUCCCCAGGUUUAUGAUAAUCAAGAGCAGCUUAGAGAAGAGGAUUCUGAUUUUAUUCUGAAUGAUGGUGACCUUACUGUGACAUACGGCGAUACAACAAUAACUGCAAAUGGUUCUUCUGGCCCCCAUACAGCUACCACUAGCCUUGAUGGCAGGAGAACAAAAAGUAGUUCAGAGGAAGCACUGGAACGUGAUUUGGGAGCAGCGGAUCAUGAAGUUACAAGCAGGGGCACCCGGCUAGUAUUUCCUCUGGAAGACAAUGCAUGAUCACUGACUCAGUAAAAAUAACUCUUGCUCUGUGGAUGGAUCAAGGAAGGCUGCAGGCCACUGUGUCACUGGAGGUGGGGAUGUUUAUUUAAACAAGUUAACAUGUAUGUGGUUUUACUAAGGUCUGAAGAUGUCACCUAUUUUUUACUCAAGAUGCUGACAGUGGGGUUUUCUAAAUGUCUGAAAACAGACGAAUGAGAAAACUGGUCCUUCUCCUCUUUUCAACUGCAUAUUGAGUCCAAGUAUACCUAGCAUGCUGCAAUUGUCUUGUUCAGCUGCAGCAGCUCUCUCUGAAGAGAGAGAAAAAUUUGUGAUAGAACUGAGCUUGUCUUGGCUUAGCUUGGGAAUGUGGAAGAAGAAAUAUAAACAUGAUGAUGAUUAUGAGAUAAAAAAGGGGGUGUGUGUAUCUGAAUGUGGAGAGAUCCGUUGUUAACUUCUCU